Messenger RNA from Homarus americanus (American lobster), 4008 nucleotides. RefSeq names its product BAI1-associated protein 3-like (gene unc-13-4A). The record is from RefSeq and is a predicted model, not a curated record. Lineage: Eukaryota; Metazoa; Arthropoda; Malacostraca; Decapoda; Nephropidae.
AUGGAGACUCUUAGUGCUUCUACCGGCAGUUCCCAGUGCCUCUACAGACAGUUCCUUGUACUUCUACAGGCAGUUCCUCCUUUACUGACCCUUGUAAUUUUGUGUUACAGGGUGAGCGAGCGUGACGGCGGAUGGCUGGAACAGUUCACCUCACUUGGGUGGCGUCACAGUGAAGCCCUAAGAACCCUUAGGUCUCAGGGGCGCCAGGGGUCCAGGGAUGCGGCUCCUGAGACUCUCGCCUCCUUCAGGAAGAAGGAGUUUCGCCUCGGUAAAGCUGAGAUGGAGGGGCUGUACGUGGAGGUGCUGUACACGGUGUUCCACAAGGUAGGCGCUCAGCACCACUCGGAUAAGCGGGACAUAACGGAGGACCUGCCCAGGUAUGCUCAGGCGGCCUUCCACAUAGACCCCCAGGACCACGUCAGGCUACAGGCCGUCGCCCAGGAGGAGAAGCCUCCCAUCCUCGUUCUCAACCUGGUGGUGGAGGAGGCAGAAAACUUGGAGGCUAAGGACCCAAAUGGUUUCAGCGACCCCUACUGCAUGCUGGGGAUCCAGCCGGCCGUACAGACGGGGCUCCCAGGCUCCCCGAGGGACAUGUACAGCUUGGCACAGGGUUCCCCGCCUCCCGACUCACCUAGAGCAAGACAAGUUAGCCUGGGUUCCCGGAGCUCGGUAGAGACGGAGAGUGAGAAUGACCUUGAACGGAGCAGCAGCUGUGAGAGCCCGAAGGCGUUCAGCAAGGAAAGUCUACGUAAACACCACAGCAUGGCAAGGUUGAAUUUGGACUGUCUUAAGACUCCCGACGCUAAGCUGGAUAGUCCGAGAGAGAGGUUAAAGAAACGACCCAGUGAUAUAGAUGACAUCAGUUACGACACCCUCCACCUGGACAUCUGGGACCACGACGAUGAGUCUAGUGUGUUCGACGUGGUGAGUAAACUGAAUGAGGUGAAAGGCGUGAAGGGACUCGGGCGAUUCUUCAAGCAGAUAGCCCAGUCUGCCAGGGCUGGAGGCGGCCAAGAUGACUUUUUAGGCUGUGUCAACAUUCCCCUACAGGACAUUCCCAGCAUCGGUGUGGACAAGUGGUAUCCGCUGGAGGGUCGUUCACACCGCUCCAACAUACAAGGUCAAAUAAACCUGAAGAUGUGGCUCUCUACCCGCGAGGACAGAGGCACGUCGGAGGAUGAGGUGUGGGCGGAAGCUCGACAGCAUGACCAAAUUAUCACCAUAUUUCUUCGACACGAGCUGACCAAGUUCAAGGAGGACACAGUCUCCUGGGACGGGGAGCUGAGUGUUGUGGCGGAGACCAUCCCACACCAACACGCCAUCCAGGGGGACCUGACGCAGCUCCAGCAGGCCAUGUCGCUGGAUGGCCGUAUCUAGAGCCUAACCACCAAGCUUCUCGACCAUCGUGUCCUACACCGCCUUCUCGUGACCCUCCACGACCUUUGGGAAACCGAGACGCUUAGUCAGGAGGAGGAAGAGAUGCUGGGAGAAUCCUACACUGGGUUCCUGGAUCACAGCCUGGCGGAGGUGAGGCGCCACAGAGAGGUCUUCCCCACACCCUCCAAGACGCACGCCAUCCGCCUCGAAGCUCUUCUUAAGUGUCUGGCAGUGCUGGGAGACAGCAGGUCGUACUGGAAGGUGUGUCCUUCUAAGGAGGUGCGAGGCGAGGUGGUCACGGCGCUCAAGAAAGGGCCCGAGUGGUACGCCCAGGCUACCUUGAGGUACGACAGACAUAGAGAGUCUAGUUUGUCUACGGGCGGCGACACAGCACUCGAGUCUUUGGCCCGCCUCGCCCUCCACCUCACCCUCGACCUCCAGGCUGGCCUCGACUACUACGAACACGCCUUCUCUACAACGGCGCUCAAAGUCCACUACGUGUCACUCACCUACAAAAUCUUCGAAAAAUUGUUAUCAGACGACACACUCAAGGUGCUCACCGUCAUACAGGUGGACGAGGACAUCGAGCUGGUGUGGCAGAUGUGUUCCUUGUUACGAGACCUAGAACUGAACAAGGAAACUCCACAUUACUACCCACAUUGUUCCACAUCCUUCCUCCUCUACCUUGCCCUCGCCGAGUUCUCCAAGUUCCAGGAGCAGGUGUCGUCAGGUGAGCGUCGAUCCCUGGUGCUGGGGACGGUGUGGCGGCACUUUCUGCCCUCCGUCAGCCGCUGGGUCGACGUCACGGCCUACCGUGUCCUCUGUCGCAUCCGCACCGCCAUCCUCACCGACCGCGUCGCCAACACCGGCGAGCCCGUCCAGUACACCACGUCAGCGGUGGACACAACGUCAUGUUUUUACCACGUCAAGACCUUCUGGAGACAUCUGGCGUGGCCUGAUCCAUGCUCCUCGUAUUCUCUCGUCGUCAAGAUGAUUGAGACCAUGUCGGGAUCAGCGGACUACUACGUUCACCUUCUGCAGCAGCGACUCCACACCCUGGCCACCGACACGGCCGAACAGGAGCGAGCACAGCAACUCUGUAUCACCGUCAACAACAUGGAACAUGUCAGAUACUCCCUAACCCUUCUGCAGGAGGAACUACAGAUCGAGCAGUUAACACAGAUCCUGGACGCCCAAGACCCACGUAACGGCACCACCUACACCGACCACAUCAACGGCCUCCUGUUCGCCGCCCUGGACAACCUCAACUCCAAGAUCGCUGGCUCUAUGUCCCCUGUGGCUGAGAAGCUACGGUCGGAGUUGCAAAAGGACGUGUUCCACCUGGCGUGGUCGCCGGACUCCCUGCCGGCAGAGGAGGCAGUGCGGCCACUACUAGAGCGCCUCUACGCUUCCCUGGCGACCUACUCUGCAGCCCUCCUGAAGAACAACCUCGACCGACUGCUCCACCUCCUCUGGCUUGCCGUCCUCAGCGCCCUUAACGAACAGAUCGGCAAGGACACGGAAGAAAAGCAGGAAGCGUUCUUUGUGAGGCUGUACGAAGCCCUGGAGCUACUGCGAACCUUCUUCAACGCCCACGGCAGAGGUCUUGACGCUAACACACUCAUGGGGCCGAAGUACGCUGUCCUGGAGAGACAACUUAGGCUGCACAAGACGACGACGGAGGCACUGAUCGAGACCUACCACCUAGAGCGGCUGGUGGUGCAGGAGAGGACCGACCUGCAGGAGUAUGGCUCGCUCUUCGUCAGGGUGUACUUUAACCACGACUCUCUCUGUGUUGAGGUGUUACAGGCCAGGAACCUCAUCCCUCUGGACCCCAAUGGCUUUAGCGACCCGUUCGUGGUAAUUGAGAUGCUGCCUCGUCGUUUGUUCCCCGGGUCAGCCUCCCAGCAGACCAACGUACACAAGAAAACGCUCCACCCGCUCUUUGACGAGUGCUUUGAGUUUCCGGCCACGUUAGAGAGCUGUCAAUCAGAAGGGGCCAUGAUUCUGUUUACUGUGAUGGAUCAUGACGUCAUCACCUGCAACGACUUUGGGGGGGAGUCGUUCUUGUCGCUCAACACCAUCCCAGGGGUCGUGGCCUCCUCAACCUCCAUCGAUAACUUCCACGGCCUCAAGCCCAUCGAGCUCAACCUCAUGUUCCAAAAGGAUCCUGACAACAUCAUCCUGAAGGUGCUGGAGACAAGGACCAACGAGAAGAUGGCUAUGGAGUUUGUCAAGAAACAGAAGGAGAGGAUCGCCCGCUCGUCUUAGGGUCGAUGAUUCUAUGUUCACACGACCCAUUCUCUCCUCUGGUCGACCUGUCCUCUAGUCGACCAUUCCUCCGGCCCGUCUGUUCGCUGGUCGAUUCUGUCUCUGUUGAUCUCUGGCCAGAAUCUCGACUUAUCAAGUCGUCUGUUCGACCUACAUCCAGACGUUCGACCUACCUUUUGGAUGCCUUAUGGCACGACGCUCGACCUUAUUCACUCAAUCCUGUGUUUUGGUCGACCAACCCCCGGACGAGCGGCCAGCUAGCUGAUACACACCAAUCUUAAACAGUUGCCCAAUGUAUUUUGUGGGGGCCUCAGAACCUGUCGUGGUCUCCAUAUUGUUUGUCUCUUCCCUCAGCACCGU